UCACAUUAAAAAAAACUAAAUUUUGAAAUUUUAUUAUUUUAAAGUUUAGUAUUAUUAUUAUAUUUUAUCCAAGUUAAAUUUUAUCUCGAAAAACUGUUUUGGAUAUUAUUUCUCCCAAAUGCUUCACACCAAAACAAAAAGUAAAUAUUAAUAAAAUUAACUCUGCACAUAAUUUUUUUCGCCAGAAACGCCACAACUUUCGACUCUGACACCAUCGAUGUCGCCGGGUCUAAAAAGUUUAUCGAAUGGGACAUUUGGGAAGAUCGCACCAUCAAGCGCGCCGUCCGAUGGACAUCCUGCGCCUCGUCUGUCCUGGUGGCUUGCGGAUUCAAUGCGGCCGCUUUUUCGCAGUACGGUCAAGGCUUAUCCGCCGACCCGGUUGUCGCCCCACCAAAACCAGGCUCAUCAGCAGGACCUCCUCCACCCACGGUCAAUAAAACCAAACCCGCCGUCGCGAAGGAUGACUCCGAGUAUGAGAUGGACAACUGCGACUAUUUUGACGACCUUAAUAUCGACAUGGUUCACGGUCGCGCGGUUGGCGAUGCGGCUGGAACUUUGGGUGGUAGCUCGGCAAACAUCGCCUGUGCUAUGGUGGGCUGGAUGUUCAGCGGUACUUGUGGUGGUGGCAAGGCGAAAAAGACCAUUUACAUUAAAAAGGUCGUGCCGACGCAUCCUAUCAAUGGUGGAAUGCCGCCAGGACCUCCCGGCUCAACGGGACCGCCAGGCCCUCCUGCCGUUUAUCUGCCACUCGGGACGCCAAAUUUGCCUCCAAUGCCUCCAUUUAUGGACGGGAUCACGCCAACUUCCGGGAUUUUCUACCCGGACAACCACCAAAUUCCUCCCGUUGAUGGAACAAUGGUGCCUUUCGGUCCGAAGAAACCUUACUUGUUUCAGGCCACAGAUGGAAAUACUUUUGGAGGAAAACUCCCCAAAGAUAAGGGAACUACGGGGUCCUACGCGCCGCCAAAUAGUUCGCCAAUUCAUGGAAUUAUGCUUCCUGUAGCGCCAGGGUCUGGAAUUUUCAUUCCAGACGGAAUGGCGUACCCUUCUCAAUUCUCUGCCGGAUCGACACCCGUUCAUGCUUAUUCCAUCCCUGGAUUUCCAGGACAUCCAGACAUUUGGGUUCCAGACUCGGACAUGACGAACCCACUGCGUCGUGGCGAUCAAAACACACCCGUGCAAGGAAAUGUCGUCCCAGAUCCUCCCAACGUUGCACAACAACCGCCCAAACCGGGUCAACUUCUCUUAAACAAGAUGCCCAUUCUAUUCGUACCGAACAGUUUGAACCCAGCGAAAUCCGUAUUUACGGACGAUCCACACCAACUGUCCCCCAUUUCUGGUCUCUUAAUCCCUGCUCCACCUGGAAAUCCAGAAGUCUUUAUUCCAGACCGCGACGAACAAGUCCAAGGCCUUAAACCACCCCCGCAAGGAAUGAUGACGCCAAAUCCACCCUCCCCCAAACCCGCCGAGCAUGGCCUUCUCUUCCCCGGACUUACCGGGACUGACCCCCUCUUCAUUCCAGACGAGGCCGGUGGGUUGUACAAGUUUAACCCUACCGACCCUUCAAGACCACCCAGCGAUGGUGUUUUAACCCCCGCAAAUCCACAAACGAUCAACGACUACUUUCCCAAUCAGCAACAACCUCCGAAACCUGCGGUCAUUCCGGGAGUUAUGACGCCGGUCAAUAAUCCCAAAAAGAAGGACCCAAUUCCAGGAAAUUUGAUCAUUAAUAAACCUCAGGCUCCAUUUCCAUUCAUUCCGAAUGGUGUUGGGACAAGCGGAGUUCUAAAACCGGACGAUGGUCGACCCCCAGUGAUGGGAAUUUGGACGCCCGGCUUUCCCGGUGGGCCGGACGAGUUUGUCCCGUACGAUGAACCCACGGGAGGAAUAAAUCCCCCCAUGAAGGGACCCUUCUCCCCCGAUAAUAAUCCAGCAGCCAGCGUUCCAGCGCAAACUGGACCACCUGUCCGACCCGGAGGCCCACCUACGAUCAGCGGCGGACCACGUCCUCCCGCAAACAUGGCGCCAGUACCAGACCAACCUGCGGGAGGAGGAGGAGGGGGACCUGGCGCUGGUGGUGGUGGCCCUGGUGGUCCACCUGGUGGCGGAGGGGGAAAAUUUGUUCCGGACAAUCCUCCUGGAGGAAAUCCAUCUCCUAUGAAUCCAGUGUCUCCCCCUGUUGUUGGGCAGCCUAUUCCGUUCAACCCUUCGGGACCAUUUCCCCCUGGGAAAUUCCCCAGAGGAACGGCUGAGAUUCCAUCACUCCCACCACAACAUGGCAAAGUUGUCCCGCCCUUGAGUCCCGGUGGACCAGCGACUUUUGUUCCAGAUCCUGCCGAAACUUCUCCAGGUUCUUUCACUCCAAGUAACCCGCCUGGAUCACAGCCAAAACCGGGUUUUAUUGGUCCCCCGUCCCCACCACGUGAAGGGGAACCUACCAAAUUCACACCGGAUAAUCCCGCCGACGCUCCAAAAGCAGACACACCUGGUACACUUUCUCUCCCUGGACAGCCACCAGAUCGAGGCGUUCUUCAUCCUCCCCCGUACGAAGGCGCACCCUGUCCAUUCACCCCAUUCUCACCAACAUCAUUCGUUCCGGAUAAAAAUCCAUCCACCGUAGAAGGCUCUACACCACCGGGUCCUAUUCCGAAUGGCGAUCCACGACAAGAAGUUCCCUUCUAUCCAGACAAUCCACUCCAAGUCCCACCAGGGGUUGCGCCACAGAGAGGCAAUUUACGAAGACACGGCUCACCGGAUACGCCGGGAAUCUUAAAGGCACCCGCAGGACCGGGAGCUACGCCACUCUUUGUUCCAGAUCCGAUUAACUCGAAACCUUGUGAGCUCGUCCCUGAUCAAAACCCAAUGAAUCCCUCUUCCGGUUCCGCCGUCCUGCCGUACAAUCCAUCGGAUCCUAUCGCGUUCAAGCCGGACGAUAAGAGCACCGUUCCCCCAGGAGAGAAUAAGGGAAAACUACGCAUGCCUGGUGUUAAUCCGCCUGAACAACAUGGCACAAUCAAAAAUCCACCAGACGCAUUUUCUCCGGUCCUCUUCACACCGGAUAAACCAGCGAUCUUCACGCCUUCUACGCCCCCCGGAUCACCACCCGUCCCUGGAUUCAAAGAAGACCCUAAAACCCCACCUUACCCGGGUGGACCUCCUUCACCGGUAAAAUUUUACCCAUCCGACCCCGCUCAAUUGACACAAGUUCCCACGCCAGGGACGCUCUCGGCCCCAUCGGACCCCGCAUUUCGACCAAUCAAUGGCUUACUACGACCCGACUACCCGCCACCAGCCUACUCAUUUUUGCCGUUCAAUGAAGGUACCUUCACACCGGACGACACUCGAGUACCCGCCCCUGGUGGGGUCGAACCGCCCGCGGUACCUGGAGAAAAUCCGAAAUUCUACCCGACAAAUCCAUCCAGUUUGAAUCCUGGUCCGACUCCGGGCACUUUAUCGACCGGUCCAGCCCAGCCCGAACAACAUGGGACUUUACAACCCUCCCCUUCACCACCGAGCGGACCUCGACCCUUCACACCUGACCCGCAGGGGUCAUUCUACCCGGAUUCCAACCCGGCCAACGUUAUCUCCACCUCGAUCCAACCGUCAGGUCCAAAUCCGACAGAUCCGAUCAAAAUCCGACCCACAGUUCCCGGAAAUCCUAUCCCACCGGGCGGUGGGACCCUAAAAGCGCCCGGAAAAGCGGAUCAACACGGUUCCGUUGUACCCCCAAACUUACCCGGAGGUCCAUAUACUUUCAGUCCGGACCCACCCUGCAGUAAACCGGCGAAUUUCUUACCGGAAAAUAACCCAGGGGCUCCUGUCCCUGGAACGUAUAGCGAUAAUCCGCCCUCUUUCAAGCCUUCCAAUCCUGCCGGACUUCCACCCAUGCCGGCGAGAGGUUCUAUCCAGCCGACAAAUCCACCAGGAUCGCCGCCUAUGACUGGGUCACUGUCUCCAGGAAUGCCUGGGGGACCUUUGAACUGGACGCCCGACUCUGCCGCGACGUUCCACCCUGACGAUAAGGCUUAUCCUCCUGUUCCUGGGACGUGUCCCUUGCCCAAAACCCCAGAAGAAUCUGUUCCAUUCUAUCCCACAACUCCGUCCUCAAUGCCACCUGGAACGCCAAAAGGGCUCUUGGUCUUUCCAGGCAAUCCGGAUAAGCGAGGAACAAUGGAACCCAACCCACAACGGACCGCUCAACCAUCCUGGACCUUUAAACCUGACCGACCUGACACCACUUUUAUCCCUGCGAUAAAUCCAUCCACUCAAAUACCCGGGUCAUCCAGCCCACCAUCCACACCGGGCGCUCCAUUUCCUUUCUUUCCUCAAAAUCAGGCCCAAAUGCCGCCAGGGGGACCGUUCAAGGGAAAUAUGAAUCAACCCGGACAGCCCUCAAAGACGGGGACGCUGCAACCCCCAACAGGACCUGGAGAACCGUACAUGUUUCAAGAACAGCCAGCUUCCCUCUUCUACAAGGACUCCGAUCCCUUUAAUCCCGUCUCUGGAACGGCAGACCGACCUCCCAACGACCCUACGGGCUCACUCCCAAUUCCAUUCGACCCCUCGAUCCCAGCCCAAUUUUCGCAAGCUAUUCCAAUCGAUACGGCAGGAAUUUUGAAAUCGCCGGGUUUUACGGACACCCAUGGACACAUGGACCCUGCUAAGGGUCCUGGGCAGAAGCCAAAAUUCUAUCCAGAUCCGCCUGGAUCGAAGCCGGCCAGUUUUUUCCCUGAUCGCUCCCCUUACGCUCCGGUCGAGGGGGUCCUUUCUCCCGGACCAACUCCCUCCGACCCACAAACAUUUCGACCAGGAGACGCCAGCAAACUCAACCCGUCUGGGGAAGACCAUGGACAAAUUGUUCCCAAAGUUCCACCAGGUUCUCCUCCCGAAUCUGGGACACUAUCCCCACCUACCUCUCCUGGGGCACCGUACACUUGGACUACUGACCCCGAAGGGUCAACGCCUGCUUGGUUUUACGAAGAUUCUAAACCCACCCAUCCAAUUCGAGGGUUAUACAUUCCGCCUCCUCCAGGCUCAGGCCCUGAAGCGUCGUCGGCCUUCAAACCCACCAAUCCAAGAGAUGGACCAACUCGGGAUGAACAUGGUCAAAUGAAAAGAGACAAUCCACCGAAUUCUCCGCCGGAAGUAGGAACCCUUAAACCCCCAGUGGCGCCCGGAUUGCAUCCGUUUGUGCCUGACGCAAAAACCGGAAUUCCUGCCAUGUUUUAUCCCGAUAUCAGCGAUGGGAACCCAAUCGAAGGAGAAUACACGCCAGGAGCGCAAGCAAAUACGCCAGGAACUUUCAAGCCAAAACAUCCACCUGUCACGGCACAACUUCCAGCGCCGGGACAAAUGUGUCCCACCGGGCCGAAUCAGCACCAAGUUCACGGCGUCUUAAAAGCAGCACCCUUUCCCAACAUGCCAAUGAUGUUCAAUCCUGACGACAAGAACGGCAUUCCCGAAUACGAAGUGUCCCUCGUCCCACAAGGAGAACAACUUCCGUCGCAAAUCCAAAUUUCGCAAACUACCACAGUCAGCAUUCGCGGAUCGUAUUUCAAAUCCACCAUCACCACCAAGAUUUUCAUCACCUACACCGGAACCACGGGAAUUUUUGUCAUCAACGGUGUCCCGCCCGGCGAUCCGAACAUGAAAGCCCUUUGCUGCACCUUUGUCCCUAAACAGUCUGGCGAUGGGGAUGCCAUUCUGACGCCGGAUAGUUCUGCGGCAAAACAAGGUUGUCUCCCUCCAUCCCAAAUUCCUCCUGAUUCCCACGGCGUCUUUUAUCCUGCGGGUUCUACAGUUACUGGAGUUCCUGGAAACAUAAGUCCGAAUCCGAACAACCCAGCAGAAUAUAUUUUCCGCCCAGGCUCUCUCCCACAGGAGGGAACUUGGAAAUCGGAAACGAAAUCGGGCUGCUUCAUGUUUAACGAAAAAGCUCAACUUAUGCCGUUCGACAUGGCGUGGAUUAAAAAGAGGGAAGAGGACUAUAACAAACCACAGGCGGCCAUGCGAGCCUUCAAUUUCCAAGGGUCUGCCAAUCCGCAAAAGUGGGACGUUUUUAUCCCCAUUGAGGGAACAAUGGGCAAAUUCCAAGUGGCCAAUUCACAAACUGUAAUUCACGGAUAUUUAAAACCCAACCCAGAAGGCCCCGUCGAACAAGGAGCUUUUACACCAGACGACCCCAUAAUUCUGCAGGGUAUCGCCUCUACGUCCGGCGGUACGGUGAUGGGUAGUUUCGAGCAGGAUGAGUCUCCCGUAUCGACGGGAAUCGUUCCCAACAACGGAAUUUCUGGAAGUAUCCAUUUCGCCGGCGACUUUCAAAUGACGUUCAAUCUGCCCGGACGAAAGGGAAAUCUCACACCCGGAAAACGAUCCGUCCCCGGAUUUUUUGUCUACUGUUUCGGCUUAAUUCAAAACGUACAAGACACCAAGGCGCACGAAACUGUGUCAAAUCCCGUCCAACCAGGGAGAAAUUUAUUAAAAGGUCGCAGCUUUGGCCAACCCAGUCCUAUAUCGAUCGGACGCUCUUUUGGCCGACCCAACAAACCUGUCCAAGACCCCUCCCUUGCCCCAAUAUCGGGUCGUUCAAUGGGAAAAGUUGACCCCUCUCGUGUCACGUCGGAAAAUAUGCCGGCAUGCGACGCUCUGAAUCAAGAUUUUGGUGGCUUUUUGCAACAUCAAGGAGGCCCCGGUGCUCAGCAAGUGUUAUUCGAAAAGACAACCGAGACAAAGACGGAAACUCACGAAGAAACCAAGGAGGAAACGGAACAAAUCAUCACUUCAUCAUCCCCACCCCCAAUGUCGAUGGGGAUGCAAGUCGCGCAAAAUCAGAUGGCCGCCAUGCAGCAAAUGGGCGGAUUUCCGGGCGGUAUGAUGGGUCCACCUGGACCUUACGGGGGAAUGAUGGGUCCUUACGGUGGUGGUCCCAUGAUGAUGAUGCCCCCACAAGGGAUGUACGGCGCCAUGAUGCCCGGACCCGGGGGAGGGAUGAUGCCCAGCUUUGGAAUGGGUGGAUAUGGUAUGUCGCCUGGACAAGGCAUGAUGCCUCCUGGACCGGGAAUGAUUCCCCCUGGAUAUGUCAUGGUACCUGACCCUCCGGGACAAGGCCAAAUGCCUCCCGGGUUCGGUAUGCCGCCCGGACAGGGCAUGAUGCCACCCGGGCAAGGAGGAAUGAUGCCUCCUGGGUUCGGUAUGCCUCCCGGGCAGGGAAUGAUGCCUCCCGGGAUGAUGCCCCCCGGGAUGAUGGGUCCUCCUGGGUUCGGUAUGCCUCCCGGGCCAGGAAUGAUGCCUGGAGGGGGCAUGAUUCCACCCGGAUAUGUCAUGGUACCUGACCCCCCUGGUUUUGGCGUGCCACCUGCAGAAGGAGGAGUGACGAGCAAGAUCUCGCACAAGUCUUCGUCGUCACACGACUCCACGGAAGAAUCGCGCACACUCGUCCAAUCCGCUAGUGAGCAGCAACCGGGAGGAGAACAUCUCCCAUCCAUUGGUCGGUCAAUGCCGGGGCCAUCCUCGGUUGGACUUGUCGCGAUGCCGGAAGACCUUCAAAAGCAGCUUAUCGCUCUCGGAGGUCGUCCAAUGACACAGGAAGAAGUCAGCAAACACUUAACACCAGAUAUGAUUGCACAAGUUCAGGCUCAAUUCCAACAACAACCACCACAAAUUGGUCGUUCCAUGGGUCGUCCGAGGGGUCCACCUCAACAAUCUGAAGAGGCUGGUCAAUUUAUUCCUGCGGGACCAGACGAGGUCAAGUCAACAGCGGCCGGACAAGUGGACGGAGUCGCGUAUACGAGCACGACUGGGUGUAAUAUUUUCGUGGCGAGUUCUGGAACUUUCGGAACAUUUCAUCUCACCACUGCAACAUCCACGUUAAAACAAGCCACGGGAAAAUUCCUUAACGGAGCAGACUUGAACACUGCCUCCAUAAAAUCGCCACAUUCGCCAGAACUCGUCGACGCCUUAAAAGCGUCUCCCACCGCGAGUGGCGUUUUUGUCCCGUCGGGCGGGUCUGGAGAACACGGCGCUAUUCAAGUUACCGUUUCCCUCGUGGGAUCCGAUAUCGUGAUCACGUUGCUAAUCCCAGGCGUUCAUGGACAUCUCCGCGUCGGGGAGGAUGCUGAUCCUAACCUCGGCGAACCAGCCGUCACCAUGAUGAUUGGUGGUUCAAGUGAUGACUCGCCACAAAAUGACGGUGUUCAUGGAACGUAUUACAAAAUUUCGCCAAGCGACGUCUUCCUCGCAGACUUUCCGGGAACAAAGGGAACGUUUUAUUAUACAGCUUCGGGGUCGUCGGGGUCAUCGAGAGGUCUCUUUUUCCCGAGGGUGGUGACCACAUCGUCAGAAAUGUUUUGGUCGCAGGGUAACGAUCUCGAAAGUGUACUUCCAGUCGGGAAAGAUUUCAUUUUGGUGGGAAAAUUUGUUCUGGACGAAACGAUUGGAGAAAGUGCCCCCGCUGGAAAUGGAGGCAUCCAAGGGAGUCUCAUAGCAGGAAAACAUGCCAAAUCUUACAUCUUCCGACCAGAAGUUCUCGGUCAGUCCGGCUACAUUUCAAAGGCCUUUGCUGGGUCAAAGGGCAAGGUGUUGGGCGAAGACAAGGACGCCAACUUUGUGCCCGACUCGUCCGUCGACAUUUACGACCAUCCCGGAUGGAAGACGCAGUUUGAAAUCAUCGUCCCCAACGUGACGCUAAAAUACGACGAUGAAAUAUUUUACGGCAUGGGCAACUGUCCUCAUCGGAGUAAUCUUGGACCGAAUACGUUAGCCGGACUUGUUCGUGAGGAUGAAAUAAUAGAUUUUUACAUGGGCCUCCUCCGCACUUAUUGUCUCUCCGAGAGGAGGAAAUACGUCAAAACUUUGAUACGCGAGGGUUAUCUUCAAGUCAAAAAUAAACUCAUCGUGGUUCCAGAGAGUUGCAAGUUUCUCAAGCUGCCAAAACUGACGCAGAAGGAGACGGAAAAACUGUCGUCCGCUUUUGAACUGACCGUGUUUACCUUGACGUACGCUGACGCGGUGAAGAUUGGAGUCAACGAGGCUUCCGUCCUGACCUCGGAUGGUGCUCGGAUCUCUCGCUCGGUCAAGUAUCUGCUGGACAUGUCACUUCUCAACCUGAAAAUGUCUCGCGAAUUGGCUCAUCGUCACUCUGUCCGACUCUCGCGAAACCUAAUUACCUCGUUGACCACGGUAUUGACCAAGUUGCGCCAAGACAUCGACUCGAUCAAGACCUGCGACGGGUGCACCCUCGACCGCGACAUUAUCCACAACGAUUCCAUGCAAUUAAUGGGACUGACUCAAUUUGUUAUCCACGGUUUGUCCUCUGUCUCCGCUAAUGACGCCAUCCGCCCGGCAUUCGAAUCCUUCUACACCGCUCACAAAGACCUCAUCCACCGAAAAGUGGUCCAACUCAAUGAGGAUUAAUUAGAAUUAGGUUAAUUAAUUAGUCUAUAAAACUCGCUGGGACGUAAAACAGGCCGUUAAAUGGGAUCCCAGCAUUUAAUAUCGGAACUUAUUUAGUAUUUAGUUAAAUUAUCGUUAUUUAUUUAUCUAUUUAUUUAUUAUUUAUUGUGUAAUACCACUCGUUUGUGUUCACGAAAUUGUUAAAUCUACGAAAAAAGUGAGAAUUAAUUUGCGAAUAAAAUAAUGAUACAAUUUGCAGAAUUAAUUUACAUACUGUGGUACCUAUUUAUUUUUAUUCAAUUAAACAGAGCGAUGAUGAACAGGUAAUUGGUGUUGACUUUUAAAUCAUCAAUAAUUUGGGUAUAUUUAUUUAUCUACUACGUGAUUCAAGAUGACUGAAGAGGAAGAUUGGAGACUACUGCUCGUUCUGUGUUGUUUAUUGAUGAUGGCGACGACAUAACGUGGCGAAUUUAUUUUUUCUAAUGGGCGGCCACUUGAUC
Folsomia candida is the source of this 9890-nucleotide messenger RNA. RefSeq lists its product as uncharacterized. The transcript is spliced from 62 exons. NCBI's taxonomy places the organism in Eukaryota, Metazoa, Arthropoda, Collembola, Entomobryomorpha, Isotomidae. The record is from RefSeq and is a predicted model, not a curated record. Bases 478 to 9411 code for a protein of 2977 amino acids.